Asparagus officinalis (garden asparagus) is the source of this 2173-nucleotide messenger RNA. RefSeq names its product bifunctional TH2 protein, mitochondrial-like. Lineage: Eukaryota; Viridiplantae; Streptophyta; Magnoliopsida; Asparagales; Asparagaceae. The coding region runs from base 1 to 1644 and encodes 547 amino acids. The transcript has 7 exons. Gene Ontology annotation, cellular component: cytosol. The record is from RefSeq and is a predicted model, not a curated record.
AUGGCGACGGCGGCGGCGGCGGAGGGGGCGGCGGGGGNNNGGUCGCAGAAGGACGCGGUGUUCGCCGCCUACACGCCGUUCGUCGUCUGCUUGGCUGCGGGGAGGCUGGACGUCGAGGUUUUCCGGCAAUACAUUGCGCAGGACGCGCAUUUCCUCAGGGCUUUUGCUAGCGCAUAUGAGAUGGCAGCUGAGUAUGCUGAUGAUGAUGAUGAAAAGACGGUGAUUCUUGAUCUGAGGAAAGCUACUCUGGAGGAGCUGAAAUUGCAUGAUUCAGUUAUGAAAGAAUGGGGUGUUGAUCCAAACAAAGAGAUAGCUCCCAAUCCUGCAACACUUAAGUAUACAGAGUUCGUUCUUGCAACAGCUAAAGGGAAAGUUGAUGGAGGUAAAGGCCCUGGUCAGAUUGCCACUCCUUUUGAGAAGACCAAAAUCGCUGCUUAUGCAAUAAGUGCUAUGACCCCUUGCAUGAGGCUUUAUGCUCAUUUGGGCAAAGAGCUCCAAAUGUUUCUUCCUCAUGAUGGAGGCGAUCAUCCCUAUAAGAAGUGGAUUGACUAUUAUUCAUCCAAAAGUUUUGAGGCAGAAACUGUACAAAUAGAGGAAUUGCUUGACAAACUGAGUGUUCCACUUACCGGGGAGGAGCUUGAUUUAAUAGAAAAACUUUACCAUCAGGCUAUGAAACUUGAGACUGAGUUCUUUUCUGCUCAGCCAAUUACUCAGCAAUCUGUAGUUCCGUUGACGAAGCUAAAUGAUCCGAUCGAACGUCUAUACAUAUUUUCUGGUUUUGACUUGACAUGUACCAUAGUCGACUCUUCCGCGAUUUUAGCAGAGAUUGCAAUUUUGACUGCAUCUAAGAUUGACCAGGGUAUUGCUGAGGCAAAAAAGAUUUCUUCAGAUAUGAGAAGCUCUUGGGAUGCCCUUUCAAGUAAAUAUACUGAGGAGUAUGAAGCUUGCAUUGAAGGCUUACUUCCAAAAGAAGAAGUUAAGGAAUUUGAUUAUGAACAUCUACAUAAAAGUCUUGAGCAGCUUGCCAACUUUGAGAAACGCACGAAUUCAAGGGUUGUUGAAUCAGGAAUGCUGAGAGGGGUAAACUUACAUGACAUAAAAAGGGCAGGGGAACAUUUGAAGCUCCAUGAUGGGUGUAAAGAUUUUUUUCAGAAGAUUGUGAAGAAGAAGGAAACCCUGACGGUCGAUCUUCAUAUCCUCUCAUAUUGUUGGUGUGCAGAUCUUAUAAGGUCAGCCUUCUCGUCAGUGGGCUGUCUCAAUGAGCUUUCCAUACACUCGAAUGAAUUCAACUUUGAAGGUUCUAUUUCAACGGGAGAGAUCGACAUAAAGAUGCAGUCACCGGUAGACAAGGUCGAAGCAGUUAAUAACGUCUUGAAUCAGAACAGCAGCAACAAAUAUUUAUCUGUCUACAUUGGGGGCUCAGUUGGCGACUUGCUGUGUCUACUAAAAGCUGACGUCGGUAUUGUUGUGGGAUCAAGCGGAAGCUUAAGGAGAGUUGGGAAGCAGUUCGGUGUUUCUUUUGUUCCACUCUUCCCUGGUGUUGUAGCUAAACAGAGGGAAGGCUCUGCAUGGAGAGGUUUAUCUGGCACUCUCUAUACUGCUUCAAACUGGUCAGAGAUACAGGCUUUUGUUCUGGGAACAUAGGAAAUUCUUUUAGUCGUUACAGUAUUCUUGCCUUGUUUUUACGUGCAAGAUUUUAGGCAUUCUUGUAGACAAGAAGAUAUAGGUACUAAUUUUUGGCUCAUUUUAAAAGAAGCCACAGUUCAACUGCCUCUCAGUGUCAUCCUCCUAUGUUUGCUUUAAAGUGAAAAAAAAAAAUUCCUGCUAGUCUUCCUGCUGAUUUCAGGAUUUGAUGACAUCGUAGGCAACGAGAAGAACUCCCAAUAGCUUUGGUCUAAUGCAUGUAUUGGUUUAUCCUUCCUUUACGCUUGAACAUAAGUAGGCAUAUUCCUGUAAUCAAUUUGUCAUGUAAUCAAUUGUAUGAAAGAUAAGAGUGUGUGAAAAUAAUGUGUCAGUUUCUAGCUGAGGGGACUCAUAGAGAUGUUAAAAACAGGUCAAUUCGAUUGUUUCAGUUGAGAGUCUCUCUGUCAAUACGGGAGCUCAAUUUGAUUGUUUCAGUUGCAAACCUGAUCGGUAAAAAUGCUCAAUUGUAAAAAUGCGACUAUUAUUAGUA